Molecule: messenger RNA, 798 nt
Organism: Fusarium coffeatum
Lineage: Eukaryota; Fungi; Ascomycota; Sordariomycetes; Hypocreales; Nectriaceae
Exons: 2
Coding region: 1-798 (265 amino acids)
Biological process (GO): fatty acid beta-oxidation
Cellular component (GO): peroxisomal matrix
Source: RefSeq, a predicted model, not a curated record
AUGACAGUAAUCCAAGUCGAAUACAACGGCCCCAUUGCCGUCGUUACACUCAAUAAACCCAACAAGCUGAACGCUCUAACCAAAGACGAGUUCUACCAGCUCGCACGCACACUUCAAGAGGUUGCAGAGCACGAUGAAGUAGUGGCAACUGUAUUAACGGGCACUGGGAGAUUCUUCUCAGCUGGCGCCGACGUGUCUGUGUCUAGAAAGGUGCCUGAAGGCACAGAUCUAUAUCGCCACAAUUUAACCGUCACGGUAGCAAGCAACAUGAAUCUUGCCCGCGCGUUCUACACGCACCCCAAGAUCUUGGUCGUAGCCCUCAAUGGACCCGUGGUGGGCAUGGCUGCAGCGCUGAUCGCCUUUGCCGAUUUUAUUUACUGCACACGGGAAACAUAUCUCUUGACACCGUUCGCCAGCCUCGGCCUCAUCAGCGAAGGUGUAUCAUCGAUAGCUUUCGCAGAGCGCAUGGGUAUCUCAAGAGCGAACGAGGCCUUGAUUCUGGGGAAGAGAAUCACCAGCAAGGAUUUACUUGCGACAGGCUUUGUGAAUCAGAUUUUCGAUUGUCCUGCUGAGUCAUAUCGAAGCGAAGUUCUCAAGGAGGUCAAGGAACGGUUCCAUGAUGGUCUGAAUGCAUCGAGUAUGUUGCAGAUCAAGAAGAUGAUUAGACAAAGGUCGAGACGGGAAUUGGACGCGCAGAAUGUUGAUGAAGUGUUUGGAGCUUUGGAGAGAAAUGUUCAAGGGAUCCCACAGAAGGAGUUUGAGAAGCUGAGGACAGGCAAGAAGAAGCAUAAGUUGUGA